UGUGGCUAAUUUGAUUGCACAGUGAGUGAACCUUUUGUUGCAGGCCACAUGGCUAAAAGUGUUCCGGAGAAGCCGAAAAGAUCGGCGCCGAAUCAACUGACAAGAACGCUCCUGAGGAAAUAUGACUGCGGAGUUCGUCCCGUUCACAACUGGACCAGUGCGACAACUGUCUACGUGGACUUCAUUUUACAGUCGGUCCUUGAUGUGGAUUCAAAAACCCAGAGUAUUACCACGAGUAUUUGGUACAGACAGAUCUGGACAGAUGAGUUUCUGGUUUGGGACCCGGAUGAAUUUGACGGCAUCAAUGAGAUUUCGCUGUCAUCUGACGCCAUCUGGAUACCGGAUAUUAUCGUUAAUGAAGUCGUGGACGAGGGGAGGUCGGCGGCCAUCCCUUACGUCUACGUCAACUCGUCAGGCUGCGUGAAGAAUUACCGGCCCAUGCAGGUGGUCCUGGCCUGCAGCCUGGAGAUGUACGCCUUUCCCUUUGACAAGCAGAACUGCAGCCUCACCUUUCGCAGCUGGCUCCACUCAGUGAAGGAAAUCGACCUGGCUCUGUGGCGGAGCGCCGAGGCCAUCGCUAACGAUCAGAUGGAGUUCAUGAACGACGGCGAGUGGGAGCUGCUGUCCGUACCGUCACGCUACUGGCGCCUGCAGCAGGGUGACGCCGACUACGCCCACGUUUGUUUCCAUGUGUUGAUCCGAAGGCGCCCGCUGCUGUACGUGGUGGGCCUCCUCAUCCCCAGCAUCUUCCUCAUGAUAGUGGACGUGAUGAGCUUCUAUCUGCCCGUGAGCAGCAGCACCCGUAUUGGCUUCAAGAUCAGCACGCUGCUGGGCUACACCCUCUUCAGAGUCAACCUGACGGACGAGCUGCCCGCCACCGCGGUCACGACCCCGCUCAUAGGCAAGAAUACCAUGACUGUUUUCCAUACAUCGAAUCGCCGUCACCGACCUCGCAUUAAAAAUUGCUCCUUUGUGUUAAAAGGUGUGUUUUUCGCCGUGUGCAUGGCGCUGCUCAUGCUCAGCCUGAUCAAGUCCAUCCUGGUGGUGAAGCUGCUCCACCACAGUGAGAAGGAGGUUCGGGAAAUGUCCGUGUCGGCGUGCCUGCUGGACAAGUAUGGCCUUGCAGAGAGCACCUUGACCUCCACCAGAACCCUGGACCAGCUCAACCAAUCUGGAGAUUUCGAGUUUGAGGCCUCACCGGAAGAAGACGUGGAAUCGCUCACUGACAUCCAGCAAAAUCCUUCCAGCCUUGAGUGGCUCCUCAGGGAGCUGGUUUCCCUCCGUCUGGCCUUUUCCCAGGAGGACACAGAGGCUUCGGCUCAGGCUGAAUGGCUGGCACUCUGCUCAAAGCUCGACCGCUUCCUCUUCCGCCUCUACCUGAUUGUUCUGGCCGUGUAUGCCGGGACCCUGCUGCUGUUCUGGGCCAGCUGGAGCUUUGCCUAAUGGCACAUUGGCUUCCUCACCGAUUCUGUAAUGCGCUUCAUUUUUUUUGCCAUAUGUAAUGAGAUUUUUGUAGUGACAAUUUUUUUGGUGUUGUUUGGAGAUCACUAUCUCAAAAGAGUUGUAUUGUUAUCGCAAGAAUUGAAAAGAACAAGAGAUCUUCAGCAAUUUGC
This is a messenger RNA of Phyllopteryx taeniolatus (common seadragon), 1613 nucleotides long. It is a transcript of the gene htr3b, whose product is annotated as 5-hydroxytryptamine (serotonin) receptor 3B. NCBI's taxonomy places the organism in Eukaryota, Metazoa, Chordata, Actinopteri, Syngnathiformes, Syngnathidae. Gene Ontology annotation, molecular function: neurotransmitter receptor activity; extracellular ligand-gated monoatomic ion channel activity; transmembrane signaling receptor activity. Bases 49 to 1443 code for a protein of 464 amino acids. Gene Ontology annotation, cellular component: synapse; postsynaptic membrane; neuron projection. The transcript has 7 exons. Gene Ontology annotation, biological process: chemical synaptic transmission; nervous system process; signal transduction. The record is from RefSeq and is a predicted model, not a curated record.